GUUUUUUUCUUGGAGAUGGACCUCGACUUGGUUAACGUUCCAAAGACCAAGAAGACCUACUGCAAGUCAAAGGAGUGCCGGAAGCACACCUUGCAUAAGGUUACCCAAUAUAAGAAGGGAAAGGAUAGUUUGGCAGCACAAGGCAAGCGUCGUUAUGAUCGGAAACAAUCUGGCUAUGGUGGACAAACAAAACCAGUUUUCCACAAAAAGGCAAAAACCACUAAAAAAAUUGUGCUGAGGCUGCAAUGCCAGGGUUGCAAGCAUGUAUCACAGCACCCAAUCAAGGUUAGCUUCGUAACUCUUAGUGACACAUCCACAUUCAGUGUUGGUUUGUUGUUGUUGUUGUUGUUGUCGUUUUUAUUUUUAUUUUUAUGAAUACUUAAAA
This is a messenger RNA of Camellia sinensis, 385 nucleotides long. Lineage: Eukaryota; Viridiplantae; Streptophyta; Magnoliopsida; Ericales; Theaceae. The record is from RefSeq and is a predicted model, not a curated record.